Molecule: messenger RNA, 13344 nt
Organism: Bombus terrestris (buff-tailed bumblebee)
Lineage: Eukaryota; Metazoa; Arthropoda; Insecta; Hymenoptera; Apidae
Gene: pum
Product: pumilio homolog 2
Exons: 19
Coding region: 36-3905 (1289 amino acids)
Biological process (GO): post-transcriptional regulation of gene expression
Cellular component (GO): cytoplasm; nucleus
Molecular function (GO): mRNA 3'-UTR binding
Source: RefSeq, a predicted model, not a curated record
UCGGACCUGAAGCAGUGGUACAGAUUGACAGAACGAUGAAGUGGCUCGGUGCGAGUAGCGCUGGUGCUGCGGGUGAACCGGCACCUUCUAUGCAAUUGCACCAUCCUUCCGCGAAUGGGCACAUACCCACAGAUACAGAACAAUGUGGGCAAGUAAUGGCUGGUGGUGAUAGUAUGCGUAUACAACCUGGUCAAACACAUCAAAUUGGUGUGAACAGAACUCAAGAUGAUGCCAUGGUGGGUUACGUAUUUCAACGACCUACGGAAGCAGAAUUUAAUGCCCAGUCUUCAGCUUUCCAAACAAAACAGGCACCACGUGCUUGGGCCCUUGCAGAUGAUGCUAUUAUUGAUAAUAAUCCAGAAAAAUGGAAAUAUCCCAUUACUAAACUGAGUGUACCACAACAGAAUCAACCACAACAAUUGGGUCUGCAAACUAUGAACAAUGUUCAUUUACCUUAUGAAAUCCACCCAAUGCAACUUAAAAGUGGAGCACCAGGAACAGAACAUUUAGUUUAUCUUAAUAAUCAAAUGACAGCACAGCAACAAGUUGCCCUCUUUCAUCAUCAACAGCAACAACAACAACAACAACAAUUUAGAAAUGGCCAGGUGACGCGCCGUGCCGAGGGUACCUUGGAGACGGUGGAGAGUUUCGGUGUAGGGUACGGCCAGGGAGCAGGUACGAGCACAGGCGACUGGAUGAAACCACCGGGGGAUCUUUUCCUUUACUGCGACAUGAAGGAUUUGGGGGCCGACAUGAUCGCUCCCUCGGCAAAAAAGCUUUGGGGCGUGGACGAGGGCGGCUCCAAGGACGAAGGGGGUGUAAAAGGCGGUGGGAUACUUCACUUGGGCGACCACCAGAUGUGGCGAGAUUCUACCUGGAGCACCUCAGAUCAUGCCGUCUCACAACCGAUCUCCAUGGGCACAGGUAGACGUGUGGGUGUCGGGACUGGUUAUCAUCAUCAAACAUCAGAAGUUGGAACGGUCCUUAGCCCCAGAAGCAGUGAAACGGGUGGUCUGGGGGUUAAAAUGGUCGAAUACGUUCUUGGGUCGAGCCCUACGACACCCAAAGAUUUGGAACCCAGAAUGGUUUCUCUGAGAUUGAACACCGAUGCAGACAAGAAAGAAAAAGAGAAGGGCUCGGCAAGUCCUUUUGACAGUUCUAAAGACGACACAGGUCCACAAAACAACGGAUUAACAUCUCAAAAUGGUCUCGAUGACGAUAAAGGAUUUAAUCGUACACCCGGGAGUCGGCAACCUUCUCCAGGCGAAGAGGAAUUUCAGAAGAACGCAGCAACGACUCUUGUAAGCGCUGGAGGUGGUGGAGUCGUGUUAUUGAAACCUGGUGUCGAUGUGGUUGGAAGCGAAGAACAUUUCAUGGCCGCCUUUGCAGCGGCUCCACCGCAUCAUUUGCAACAUCAUCAAGCACCACCGACGCAUCAUCUUCAACACCCACACUCGCAUGCGGCGCAACUCUUUGGUGCACAGGCUCCUCCACCCCCACAGGGUCCGCCACCUUCGCAACAACAACAGCAGCAACAGGGGCCCCCGCAGGCGCAAGAUACCACCACUCACUUUGAUGUUCAGCAACUAUUCCGAAGUCAGCCUCAAGGAGCCACGCCACAGCAGUUGCAGCUCCUGCAGCAACAGCAACAGCAGCAGCAGCAACAGUACCUAGCUGCCUCGCAGGCUCAGCAGCAACAACAGCAACAACAACAGCAGAAUUUUCCCACGGCACCUUAUACCGUAAUCAGCGGACAAGAACCAUAUGUCGGAGCAUUGAUAGCCGGUGCACCACCUCCAGUGGUGCCACAGUAUUAUGGAGUAGCGCCGUGGGUUUAUCCAGCUGGAUUGUUACCGCAGGCACCUCCUCAAGCCGCCGCUCCACCGCCUCCUAGGAGACCAUUGACACCAUCCUCGGCUGCAGCGGCAGCUGCCGUUCAAGACACUGCAAAUAAUUUGGCUCAAACUGUUCAAGGCCAAUAUCAGGUGAUACCGGCGUACUACGAUCAAAAUGGAUCCAUCGUGAUGGGCGGGGUGCGUGGGUUAAGCUCCGCGGCAACCCCUAUGAGAUUAGUCAGCCCAGCGCCCGUUUUGGUAAACAGAGCUCCGUCACAACCACCACCAGGACCACCGGCUCCACCACCACCGAGUCUAUAUUCUCAGCCAACUCCUACGUCCCAUAGUAACGCAACACCUGGAGAAUGUUUGGGUCUGGCGGCGUGCAGUGCAGCAGCAGUGGUUGCACAGGCUCAAGCAGUCGCGGUGCAGCAGGCACAACAGCAAGGAUCAGGACUAGCCGCAGGUUUAGCGGCACUAGGAUAUGGCGGCUCCCCUCUGGGAGCACUAGGCUCGCCCGCUCAGCUUCAGAGUACAGGUCUAGGUCUUGGAGCUUCUUCGACCGCCCGGAGAGAUUCGUUCGAUAGAAAUACAUCUGCUUUCAGCCCUAGCUUGGAGUACAGCCGUGCAAAAUGGCCUCAGAGUUACGGAGCCCUAGGCACGGUAACUGCAUCGCCAAGCCCAUUAGGAUUAUCCUUAACACCACCGCCAACUUUGGGAGGAUCUUUAGGUGGACUCGUCGGUGGAGCAAGUCGGGUAUCCGCUGCCCCCGGCGCUGAAGCCAAGUUCCGUGCUAGCGCAGUUCCAGCUUUAACAGCCAACGGGGUUUUCGGUUCUAGUAGCUCUCUUUUCCCGAACUUAGUGGGCAAACCUGGCCGUAGUGGUACGACCAGCAUCGGGGACAAAAAUGCCGGUGGACGAUCACGUUUGUUAGAAGACUUUAGGAAUAACCGAUUCCCGAGUCUUCAGCUACGUGACUUGGCCAAUCACAUAGUUGAAUUCAGUCAAGAUCAGCAUGGUUCCCGUUUUAUUCAGCAGAAAUUAGAACGCGCUUCGGCCAGCGAAAAGCAACUUGUGUUCCAAGAGAUCCUUACUUCUGCUUAUUCAUUGAUGACCGAUGUUUUCGGGAAUUAUGUUAUUCAGAAGUUCUUCGAGUUCGGUACGCCGGAACAAAAAUCCACCCUUGCCCAGAAGGUUCGAGGACACGUACUGCCUUUGGCACUGCAAAUGUACGGUUGUAGAGUAAUUCAGAAAGCUCUCGAAUCGAUCGGACCAGAACAGCAACAAGAGAUUGUCCGUGAACUGGACGGGCACGUUUUGAAAUGCGUUAAAGAUCAAAAUGGAAAUCACGUUGUGCAAAAAUGCAUCGAGUGCGUUGAACCACGAGCAUUGCAGUUCGUAAUCGGAGCUUUUGCUGGUCAAGUGUAUUCCUUGAGUACUCAUCCCUAUGGUUGUAGAGUAAUUCAACGUAUUCUUGAGCACUGCACUCCUGAACAAACUCAGGGCAUUCUUCAAGAGUUACACGCUGCAACUGACCAACUUAUUCAAGAUCAAUAUGGAAAUUAUGUGAUCCAACAUGUGCUUGAACAUGGAAAGCCGGAAGACAAGGCACAGUUAAUCAGCAGUGUUAGGGGUAAAGUACUUACUCUCUCUCAACAUAAAUUUGCGAGCAACGUCGUUGAAAAGUGCGUGACCCAUGCUACAAGACAAGAGCGUGCUGUACUCAUUGAAGAAGUAUGCGGAUUUAACGACAACGCAUUGAACGUCAUGAUGAAGGAUCAGUAUGCUAACUACGUGGUUCAGAAAAUGAUCGAUGUAGCAGAACCAGCACAACGUAAAGUACUGAUGCACAAGAUCCGCCCACAUUUAGGUAGCUUGCGCAAGUACACUUAUGGCAAGCACAUCAUUGUCAAGCUGGAGAAAUUCUUCAUGAAAACUGCAUCUGCAAUGGGGGUAGCAACACCUGCUGGUGCUACGAGUGGUGGAGGUGAUCUUGGUCCUAUUGGACCGCCUGCUUCUGCUGCUGGUGCAGUAUCUACACCAGCUCAGCAGCCAACGCAGGUUUUAUAAGCGUACGGUUUCGGAAAGUAACAACUUGAGGAUCUUCGUACGUUCAGAAAAUCACGUACUAAGAUCUACGUAAUAUUUAUGCAACGUAUCUAUCGUCAUUAAACAUAUAAUGGACGAGAAAAAAAAAUAUGCAUUUCAAUGUGCCGCUUGUCACGUUGUCCCUUCUUGAAACUAUAAAGCUGAAAGAAGAUAACACGCGCGUAUUCACUUAAGACGAAAAAAAAGAACUACCGAGAUAAUUUUUCUUAUUUUUGCAAAACCAUAAAGAACGAGAGACGUUAACAAUUUGUACAGAUUAACAAGAAUGGACAACGCGAAAUUACGGUACGAGGAGAACGAAUUUUUAGGUCAAAUGUGUGUCAGGAAAGAUCAACUUCUAAAAUAACGUUAGUACAGUGCAUUUUUUCUAUUAGUAAUCAAACGUGCUGCCGAAUAAUAUAUCAAUAGCGAUUUACAUUGAAAUGUCGCGAAAGUUGCAUUAAUAACGUUCGAGAGCCGAGUUUCUUCACAAUAGCUGGAUAAGCUUCGAGCAACAAUAUAAAAAAAACUAGUGCUGAGAUGGCUGAUUGUAUUUUAAACAACACUCAUUUGCAAUGAGUUUUAGAACAGUUUUAACGGCAUGAUAGUUCCAACAAUUUAUAACAUACUUUCCCUCAUUUUGGGUAAAAUCGUUAAGCUCUUUAAACUCAGCACUCUUUUGAAAGAGCAUAGGCUCUGUCCUAUGGCAAACACUUAAACACCUAUGAGAAAAGCAUAAAACAAUGAAAGAACAAGAGAAGAAGUUAGUUGAGUCAUACGGCUCAUCGUGAUUAAAGCUCGGUAAUAACAACAAAAAUUUUGAAGAAGAGAAAAUUGUGUUUAGACAGCUAGGAUAGAUCUUAGAGCUGCAUGCAUUUAUAUCGAGUUGUAAUGAGGGUGCGAUGGCCGUUAACACCAUGCACGAAAUGUUUUGAUCGCAAGUGUACCGUACUAUCUUUGCACGCUGCAAAUAGUGUUUGUGCGGUAUACGUCCGAUCAUUGAAUCGAUAUCGAUUCAGAUUCGAUAGAGGUUAGGAGCUACAGAUAUGUUGAUUAAAUCUAGCAUAGCGUUUGACAUGGGAAUGAAGCUGAGUACCCCUGACCUGACCGCUGAUCUGCCCCCUUGAUUGCUUCAAAUUGUUCGUAAAAGAAAGAAAAGAGAAACAAAGAGAAAUCAAUUUUAUUACUCGUUUUACGUUUAUAAGAAUUUGGAGGAUGAAUCAGUAUAUUAUGUAUAUGUGUGUAUUUCUCUCGAAGACAGAAUUUAACAGGAGAUAAAAAGAAUGAAACUAAAAGACAGAAACAAAACAAUGAGGAGAGACAUCAAGUCGUUAGCACGGUUCUCCUUUGUUCAUUUUUACGUUUGUCGCUCUGAAGCGCGAAGCAUUUUUUUUUCUACUCUCUUACAUCCUUUUUGCAUCCCUUUUCUCCCCGAUCCUUGCCCCUUCGCCCUGUUUCUCCUUUCUCCUAUUCCUGAGAUCCCCAAAUUUUGUAAAUUGUGAUAUAAAUAAAUAACAAAUGUGUAUAGGUAUGACGUGACAACUUUAUCGUGAGGAACCGUAAAUUCAAUGAAUAUUUUAUUUUUCACGGGAAUUCUCUCCUUUUUAACGAACUUUGUGAAUAUCGUGUAUUAUAAUAAUUACUAAUUAUAUUAAAUUUAAAUAUGAUUUACGUUCUAAUGCUGCUGACCCUCGAUCAAUAUACGUUAAUAUUUCCCUUUCUCCUACCGUUUUAAAAAUGGUUUCAACCACCCCAUCGAUCUCCCCCUCUAUACACGUACAGGCACAUACAUUUAUAUAUACUUUUCAAUUGUAAAAUAUGAAGAUUUUUGACGAAGGAAACACUCUAGAGAAAAGAAAUCACUUAUGUUCGAAUUCAUCCAAAAAUCCCACCCCUUCUGAUCCACAUCCCCGAUAACUCCCUUUCAUUUUUAAAUAAUCGCAGCCAUCGCGAUUAUCGCGGUGAUUUUUGAACGUAACCGAGAUCCAUUGUACAUUGUAUAAAUGAUAACGCGUUCUUUAAAAGAAGGAAAACGUCAGGAAAUUAAUAUUCCCAAUGCGUGUGUAUCUAUAUCUUUUCGCGCCAUUCUUUCCCUACGCCUUUACAACACGUUCACACAUUAGUUCAAACAUAUUAUACACACCAAGCAUUUCAAUUGUAUUAUAUAUACUGAUCACACAAGACGGUUGGAAAGAGCACCUCUCAGCUGUUUUCAAUAACAUCGUACUUGUUCCUUUUAAUCGAACUUUCGCAUUAUAAAAGAACACACAUAAUUAUAUUUCUCAUAUCUUUUUUCCUCUCUGUCUCGCCUCGUUCGCUUUAACGAUUAGCUUCGUACAUCGUGCAUGCAUCACGUAUUUUUGCAUCACUUUCUAUAUUCCUAAGAUUUUGUACAUUCGAUGAAGCAGUUCAUCGAUCAAAAUCAUCAAUUUCAUAGCGAUCUUUUCCGAAGGAUUUUCUUUUGUACAAUUCACCUAUAUACUUAGUUCAUUUCGGCGACUUUCACGCAUGCUUCGUUGCAUAGGAAUUUUAUAUUUGUUUAAGACGUAUUCCUAGAGGAAUAAAAAUUGAGAUCAAAAUUGGAGAUUUAUUAUUCCAUUUUUGAAGACAAAAUUGGAAUAACCUGUAGCUCGUUCUUAAAAGGUUUUCUGAGAAAUUCGAAGAACAGAACGGCAUUUCGAAGUAGAACGUUUCAUCUAAAUCACUUCACGAGUAUGUAUGUAUAUAAUUAUUCUUCAUCGAGAGAUUCUCGACGGUUGUACAAAAAGAAAAUCUUGCUAAGUUUUUAAAUUCGACGUUCGUGUGCGCCGCACAUUUGCCGCACCUAUUUGUAUACAUUCGAAAAAAGAAGAAGUUCGUUGCGUGUUGCAUUCUCACAGCCGAUAGGUAGUUGUAAUAAGAUCGAGUUGUAUCUCAACUGUGUACAAUGUAUAAUAUUUUGUUAACUUAGAUGUUAAACGUGUAGAAUUCUAAAAGGAAACAAAAAAAUAGAGGAACAAGAAAAUAAAGAUAGAAGGAACCAGCUCAAACAACUCGAGGUCCGUCAGGGUUUUGUACAAAAAAGAUGGGAAAAAUAAAAGGGAAAAGGAAAGAAAAGGAAAGAGCCAAAAAGAAAGAAGAGGAAGAAAAUAGCCGCUUUCUUUGUAACAUAUUGUAAAUAACGAUUUAUUAACGAAAUUGACAAAUUCUUAGGUAAACCCUUUCUCUCUUUCUCUUUCGUCUUUGCUGAAGGAUCGCUGUCAAGAAGUAAUAAUGGCGCGACAGGUUCAAAAGUAGGGAGGAAAAGUUUGGAAAUGUUUAGGGGGGGAAGUGCGUAAGACUCAGUACUUAUCGGGUUUUAAACGACCGUUCGUUCUUUCUCGUUUGCUUCCCUCCAAUCUGCCCACGGAUUCUCUGAGUAAUUCGAUCGAUUGGUACUGGUACUCGUGGAGAAUGGAUGAUAACGUACGCGAGCUACCGUUCCCCACACCUGAAUUCGAUCUUUUCGGAAAUCGCUGAGAGGAGGCUGCUCGUUUUAGAGCCGCGAAUAGCAAAUAAAAAAAUAUCGAGGACAUAGAAAAAAAAAAAGAGAAAUUAAAGAUGAAAAACAGUGUCACAUGUACGAUAUAACGAAACGGAAAAACUCAACAUAUACAGGACAGAGACAUUCCAACCGCCACUUUUCAUCCUCAGCCGACAGGAUACUUUGCCGUUUUUAAAACGCGGGUUAAAUAAAUAUGCGACGUUAAUAUGUUGUAUUAAUAUUUAAUAAGGAAUGACGAUAGUUCCUUCGUCCGUGUAAAUCGCGCGCAUCAUCUGUAAAUUAAACGUCGGAAUUCAACAUCUCAUUUGUAAUAGAACCAUCGAUAAUCACCCUGUCGAGUUAGGAAAAAAAAAAACGCAAAAAAUGAAUACCGAAGAGUCACUCAACAGAAGCGAAAAUCGAACGCAAAAUCUCAUGUCUUAUCAGCUAAGGUUAUUCAUUAUUAUUAUACUUUUAUUAUUAUUAUUAUAAUUAUAUUAUUAAUAUUCUUAUUAUGAUUCUUAUCAUUAUUAUUAUGAUUCUUCUUCUUAUUAUUAUUAUUAUUAUUAUUAUUAUUAUUAUUGCUAUAAUUAUCAAUAUUGUUUGAUUAACGACCUUUCCUCUACGGAUUAUUAUUGUUAUUACUAAUAAUUGCUUUAUACACACUUUUAUAUAUAUAUAUACAUACAUACAUACAUGCAUACAUAUAUAUACAUAUAUAUAUAUGUGCGUAUAUAUAUAUAUAUGAAAACACGAGUAUGACAAACUCACGUAUAUAACGCUUUAUAAAUAUGAUACAUAAAAUAGUACGAACACAUUUUUUUAUGCUCCGGGCUUUUUCAUUUUGUCCUUUCGAAGCAAGAAUAAAAGAAAAGAUAUGAAUCUUUACUUUAAUUAAAAGAUAAAAAACGAAAAAAAAAAACAGUUUAGUGCAAAUGUUUAGCGAUAGGUUGACAACCUUAUUGCUGUCGUGUUAUAUAUAUGUAUACAUCUCUAAGCUUCUGAGGAAUGGAAAUGAAAUUCAUCAAUAACUUUUGAUUAUAAAUAGUGUAAAUUUUUUAUAUAGCGUGAGAAGAAUGAAAUAAUUAUUGGUUGCGCGACUUCUACGAUGUGCGCGUGCACCAUGUAUAAAACAAAACGUAAAGAGCGGGAAAAAGAUGGAAAAAUCGGAAUUAUAUGUUCAUGGUACACAUAACAUUACACACGACGGUUUCUCGAUAUUUUUUUUUUUUUUUUUUGUAACUUUGAACUUUGUAUUCUUUCACCGUUCGUUCUUUUCCUGCAUUACGGAUUGUGCGAUCUCAGAUCCGUCAGCGAAAUUUGUCUAGCUAUAGCGAAUCGUACAUCCUAUUCCUUGAGAGCGUGUACUCUUUGUAAAAUAUGUAAAAGUGCGAUACACAUUAUUCAGUAUUUCUGUAUACACAGUUUGGUAUGUCUUUUUGUAAAUUUCUGUGCGAUUAUACGAUUCGUCACCGAGUAAUGAAAAAUUUUGUUAAUAAAGGAUCCGAAUCGCGGGAUUUGUAACGCAAACAGUAUCGAACUUAUUCUUGCCUUUAACGAAGAAACGAGCAAAGUAAAACCAAGGGGAAAGACGACCGACCGGCUCGUUCGUCUCUUCCAAUUUAUAGAAGGCGUGUGAACAUCCCAAUCUAGCAAUUCAAUUGGACAAAAACAAUUGAAAUUCGCCGCAGCACUAUUCGUAUUCAUGAAGUUUCGCGCACGCCGAUCACAUUAUCAAAGGAGCAUCUUCGUGUCGUAAUAUCCCUGUAUAUGUAACGGAUCACAUGCAACAGUAUUUGAUAAACGAAUGUUUUUUACUGUCUCGUCUAAAUUUCAGUUAAAUGCCCCAUUCUAAAUUCUUGUAACUGUAAUAGUUCACCAAGAGGGGCACGACGAGGAUUUAUCGAUUAAACGAAAUUUAUGCGAAAGAUAAAUUGACUACUGUUUUAUAUAUCAACAUUUAUCUGCAAACGAUCAACGCGAUGUUCGAUUCGGCAUAUACAGAGAUAUCGUGCAAGUAAUAUGACAGCGUUCCCACGUUGCGUUACGUAUAUCCCUUUGCGCUCCCUUUAAGCCUUUAAUAUUUGUACUUUAGAUACAAUCAUCCCUUUCUCUUUCGCCCCAUCUAUACCCGGUCACACGCCACUCUUUCUUGAAGGUAUCUUGCGAACAUCAUGAUAAAGGAACAAAAAUAUACAGAAAACGCAAAAUCAAGAAAGGAUUCCCGGUGGGAACGCAUAUGAUCCGAAAGAGGAGGACAAUUAAGCAACCCUAUAAAUAAUUGAUUAUACAUAUAUAUACAUAUAAAUAUAUAUAUAUCUGUAUAUGUAUACCUAAAACCUUUGAAAACUAUCGAUAUAUGAUAUAUAUGUAAUAAGUACUAUUUAAAUAUUGUAACAAUUGUAUAUGAUUUUAAUACUACAUGCUAAUUGUAUUAUAUAUAUAUGAAAGAUCUGCGACCUCCCACUUGUAGAACACACUCGAUCGUACACACACACGCAACAUACAAUCAUCUACACACACGUAUACGCUACAUGUGCAUAUAUCACGCAUGCCCUACACACAUAGGUAGACAUACAAGAUCGAUAUUGUUUGAUGAUGUGAUGAUAUGCCACGGUAUCCGUUUACAAGUAUUCAACGAAAAAAGAGCAACAGCUUACCUCUCUUCGUUGAAUGCAAGCUUGCGAAUACAUACAAUAUACACGCGCGCGCAUACACACACACACACACAACAUACACGCGCGAAAGAAGCACACAGAUCUAAAACACCGCGUUCUUCUUCAUUUUUCAUCUUCGCACCCACCGGUUUCAACUGCCAUGGCGCUAUACAGUUAAUCGAAUAACAAAGGAAAACGUGAAAUAGAAAAUUGAUUCGCAACAUCCUUGGUUCACCGUUCCUUUGGCUGCCUCUUUAGGUGACGGGACGCGAAUACGCGCGCGGUCGCACGCGUGAACCAAGGAAGGACGAAGAGGACGUAGAAGAACAUCCACGGGAAUGGUGCGCCCUGAUAUUAAGACUGAUGUACAGUAGCGCGCUAUUCUCACCGCAGAGAUAUCGUCAUUUUCAUUACAUUACAUAAUCUCACAGUAUACACGUACACAUCUAUCCUCAACACGGUUACACGAAACAAUCACGGAUUCGCAGGGCUAAUUGAACAUAUAUAUAUAAAUAUAUAUAUAUCGUAUAUAUUUGUCAGAUAUAUGUCAUAUAUGUAUGCGUACACUCGUUUGCCACGCCACUGGCUCUUACACUUGCACGCGGGUCGACUCGUGUCAUUCAUGAUUUUUCUUUCGAUAUUUAAUCGUAUGCGCGUGUACAUUGUUGCGAAUUAAAUGUCGUUCAUUUCGGCGAAAUGAAAAGAAAAAGGCGUCAUCGGCUAAAUCGUAAGCUGUUUGUAAUAUAUACGAAGCAUGUAUAAGCUGUAAUUAUAAAUUGUUUGACAUGUUGCGUUGCUCGAUUCGCUUGGAGAGGAGAGGUGUGAAAUUUUGUGACAACAAAACGUGUAACGUUUUUGAAAGCUCUCUUCUUAUUUUCUUAGCUUCUUGUUAACAUUAUCGUUUCAUGAUAACAAUUGUUCAUGCAUUGAACGAAAUGGAGAAGAAAAAGACAACUCUUAUUCGAUAAUCGCGCGAGCAAUGUACGAGCCGGUGAUGCUUCUGGGACACACGGUAGAUUGCAGAGGGAUAUAAAGAACAAGAAAUGUAUUCCAUGUUAGCGGAUAAUUAGAUAAGUGGGACGGACAGGCAUACGGAUUAAAACAAAAAAAUUGCGUAACUUGUAUAUUAGUGUAUAGAACGUAGAAACGAUGAAAUAGCCACGAAAAGAAUCAUUUUCGACGAUGUUUUUUACAAGCAGGCAGAACAGUGCGAGUAGAUUAAAGAGACAAACAAAAAAAAAAUGAUAAAAAAUACGUCAUUGUACCAUUUAAGUAAAAACUAAAAAAGGAAAAAACUAACGAAAGAGAGCAUGUCAAAAAAAAAAACGGUUUAUAAAAAAUGCACUAGCGACGAAAGAGAGCCACUACAAACCGCCACCUCGAAAGAAAAUCGUUUAAAAAGAAAAAGAAGAAAGAAAUAAUAAGAAAUAAGUAAUAUACACUCACUCCUCGGUAAAAAAAAGAGCGUAGAUUUUUUUAAAUAGUCACGUGUCGAUGGUAGAAUCGACGUACCGGAAUUUUUCGAGAAUAAAAAGUACGCGAGAAAUGACGCACGCGAGAUCACUUUUUACGAGCACAUGAAAGCCAGAAGACGGUUUCAUGCAAUAAGUUUUGUUCUUCCCACGAUUACUUGUUCCUUUCUUGUUUAACGAUAUACCGUGUUCGUUCGUUCAUCAAUUAUCGCAUUCUUGUUUUUCUGUUGAUCGAUUCUUUAAUUGGGAUAUACGAAUUCUUUUUGACUCGUGGUGGUAGCGGUUCCUUAACAUUGCCAGGUCCAAAGAGUUCUGUUUUGCGGCUUUACGUUAGACGUUCUGUCAAACCAACAAUAUGCAAAGCGUUUCCGCCGAUAUAUAUGUAUUGUAAAACUAUUUCCAAGAACGAUACACAUCGUUACGGUAUUAUUAUAUACUAAUUAGCGUCUUUGUCGAUUGUAUUUCAUAUUUUCUAGAACGUUAAAUAAAAAGGAUUUUCGAAUCUGAAUAUAAUGUGAAAGGAGGAUGUCGUGAUAACUUAUUACAAUAAAACGAAAAAAAAAGGGAAAAAAGGAAAACAAAACGAAACGAAGAAAAAUUUCCACAUUUUCCUGUUCAUUCGAUCGAUUCAGUGUUCUCGCGCUCUUUUAGAUUUUCUCGACGCGUAAGCUUUGCUCUUUGGAUCCAGUGCAUUUCCGGUUACUUCGAAUCAAACGUUAUUCCAACUUAUUUCGUCGUUAGUGUUCAUGCUUUUUGCUUAUGCGUUUAUUUUUUUCUUUAUUCUCUUCUCUUUAUUUUGUACAUCGUUUUGUAUUAAAUGCUGUAUUUUCUUUUGUUUAUUAAAAAAAAAAAAAAAAUAUUAAAAGUAAAAAGUAAGGACAAAGCGUGUCAAUGCAAUUGCAUUUUUACAACCGUAAGUGCUCUCCCUUAAAAUUGUCGCACUAAAUAAAACUACAAGCGUUUACUUAGUCAAGUUAAAUAUUCUUUAGUAUAUUUUUUAAAUGGUAUUUGUUCGUAUUGUAAACCUUAUAACUAGUAGAUGCAUUAAUUAAUUAGUAUGAUAAUUAUAUAUAUGCUUUCUGUUGCUUGAGUUUUGUCUUCUUUUUCAUUUUUUUUUUGUAUACAAGAAAUACCUACCUUAAAUAUUAUUUAUUGUCAUCUCCUACACCGAUGAUUCGAGACAAUUUACGUGUAGGGCGAUCUACGUUCUCGCUUCUAGUGAACACUUGUUACUUUUCUUAAAUUUUUAUUAAUAGAUUCACAAAUAAUUCAUUGGAUCACUUUGAAUUUCGAAAGCGCGCUUAAAAUUCCAAAAUAACUAUUCGAAAAUAAGAAAAUUGAAAUUAAAACGUAGGUAGCCGUACUGGUAGUUUGUCUUGAUUAGCAUUUUACUCAUUAGUAGACGUACCUAAUGCAUCAGGUAUACACCACACCUUUACACACUUACACACUCGAAAAAAAUAAUGAAUUAACGGUAUUCUAAAUGUAACGUGUAUAUGAUGGCUGUACAAAUGUAACAUUUUUUUCCAUUAUGUAUGAUGAUAUUAAUGAUAAUGAAAAAUGGAAAGAUUUGAUGCAAAAAAAAUGUGGUAUAAUUGAAUUUACAAAAAGAGAAAAAAGAACUCGCGCGUGUACGCAUCGAUCGGUACGAGUCCGACUAUGUAGUCGGUAUAAGUAUCGAUCAAUUCACUCCCGAGUGAUUUACCAAUAAACUACUAUUACUUUUAAUUAUUAUAAAAUACCAUUUCUGUAAUAACAUUAUGAUAUAAAACCAUACAUUGAAUGGCAAA